GACGGCGGCGCGCGGGCGCCUGGGGCGGGACUUCCGGCGCGCUGGAGCGUCUUCCGGCUGUGAGUGUGUGGCCGUCAGGCCUCCCUGACAUGCAGAUUUCCACCCAGAAGACAGAGAAAGAGCCAGUGGUCAUGGAAUGGGCUGGGGUCAAAGACUGGGUGCCUGGGAACUGAGGCAGCCGCCGUUGCAGCCUGGCCAGCCCUCAGGACCCCAAGAUUGGACCCUUCUGUGACAUACCUACCAUGCAGACACUCUUCAACCUCCUCUGGCUUGCUCUGGCCUACAGCCCUGUUCAUACUACGCUGUCAAAGUCAGAUGCCAAAAAAGCUGCCUCAAAGACGCUGCUGGAGAAGAGUCAGUUUUCAGAUAAGCCGGUUCAAGACCGGGGUUUGGUGGUGACGGACCUCAAAGCUGAGAGCGUGGUUCUUGAGCAUCGCAGCUACUGCUCGGCCAAGGCCCGGGACAGACACUUUGCUGGAGAUGUACUGGGCUAUGUCACUCCAUGGAACAGCCAUGGCUACGAUGUCACCAAGGUCUUUGGGAGCAAGUUCACACAGAUCUCACCCGUCUGGCUGCAGCUGAAGAGACGUGGCCGUGAGAUGUUUGAGGUCACGGGCCUCCACGACGUGGACCAAGGGUGGAUGCGAGCCAUCAGGAAGAAUGCCAAGGGCCUGCACAUAGUGCCUCGGCUCCUGUUUGAGGACUGGACUUACGAUGAUUUCCGGAAUGUCUUAGACAGUGAGGAUGAGAUAGAGGAGCUGAGCAAGACCGUGGUCCAGGUGGCAAAGAACCAGCAUUUUGAUGGCUUCGUGGUGGAGGUCUGGAACCAGCUGCUAAGCCAGAAGCGCGUGGGCCUCAUCCACAUGCUCACUCACCUGGCCGAAGCUCUGCACCAGGCCCGGCUGCUGGCCCUCCUGGUCAUCCCACCUGCUAUCACCCCCGGGACCGACCAACUGGGCAUGUUCACGCACAAGGAGUUUGAGCAACUGGCCCCCGUGCUGGAUGGUUUCAGCCUCAUGACCUACGACUACUCCACAGCGCAUCAGCCUGGUCCUAAUGCACCCCUGUCCUGGGUUCGAGCUUGCGUCCAGGUCCUGGACCCCAAGUCCAAGUGGCGAAGCAAAAUCCUCCUGGGGCUCAACUUCUAUGGUAUGGACUACGCCACCUCCAAGGAUGCCCGUGAGCCUGUUGUUGGGGCCAGGUACAUCCAGACACUGAAGGACCACAGGCCCCGGAUGGCGUGGGACAGCCAGGCCUCGGAGCACUUCUUCGAGUACAAGAAGAGCCGCAGUGGGAGGCACGUCGUCUUCUACCCAACCCUGAAGUCCCUGCAGGUGCGGCUGGAGCUGGCCCGGGAGCUGGGCGUUGGGGUCUCCAUCUGGGAGCUGGGCCAGGGCCUGGACUACUUCUAUGACCUGCUCUAGGCGGGCUUUGCGGCCUCCGCGGUGGACGUGUUCUUUUCUAAGCCGUGGAGUGAGUAAGCAGGUGUGAAAUACAGGCCUCCACUCCAUUUGCUGUGACGGGUCUGCUGCCGUCCUCAUUCGGGGGUCCUGGGCACCGUGUGACUCCCCACCCUCUCAUGAGGGGUCCCUGCCCUGAGAUGAGUGCUGGCUGGGGGGCACCCCGAGAGCUCAAGCCCCUCCCACCCGGGCAUCUGCUGGCUACCUCCUGUCGGCUGGGCAGGCAGAACCCACAGUACCUGCCCCACCAGGACAGCCUGGCUCAGGCCUUUCUGGGCCGCUUCUCACAUCCUGGGCCAGAUGUGGGUUUGGAAGCUCUGGAACCAUCCCAGACUCGCCCACUCCCGGACUCGAGGGCCCUGGCAGGGACAGCUCUGCCCAGCAUCACCCCAGGGCCUGGCACUGACAGAGCUGAGAGCUGCACGCCCACGUGUCACCACCCACCUCGCCAGCCACAGCGUAUGUGUGACAUCUGCAGAGAGCCACCCAGAUGUCCCCACCGAGUCCAGCGCGGCAAGGGCGCAGGGGCUGCCCUGGAAAUGGGCACAGAGGAAACUGGCCCUGGACCUUGACUCAGCUCUGCCGCCUCAGGUAGCGUGACCCCCAGGCCAGCCUGGCCACAUCAGGGAGCAUGGUGAGGGGCAACGGCAGGACCCGUGGGCCACAUCGGGAAGGGCAUUUCCAGUGAGGGGUGGGGCAGAGGACACGUGGCUGGCAGUCUGCACCCACCCCGCAAUGCAGCGGUGUCCAGGCUCUGGGGAGGCCCUGGGGAAUUUGGAGGCAUGAGCCAAGGCCUGGCGGCCUUCAUUCCCCUGCCCCUCAUCACCAUCCUGUCCUUGGCUGGCCGUGAGAAUUCCCCUCCUCACCACUGGGACCCACAAGACUGAGGUGGGCAGCGGAGGGCAUAGGUGGGUACACAUCCCAGGCAGGGUCUCCUGGGGGGACAGAAGUGAGUGCAGGGAGUGGAUGGGCCUGGGCGUGACCGAGAAUGCCGUGGGGUGAGGACGGUGAGGCCAGGGUGGGCACUGUGUUCUGGUGCAGUCAGUAACAUCAGGGUGUGGUGGGCAGGGGGGUCAGGACAUCUCCAGCUGGUGGUGAGCAGCACGGUGGGGUCUCCACAGGACAUAAGCUGGGGAGGGGGUCCUGGGUUGGCCCCAAGGCACCCACGCUUGAGAAAGGCCUGGACGUCAGGGAGGCCUGCGAGCCGCCACACUACAGGUGCAGCCCUUCCCAUUGCUUUGCUGCUGCUUGACAUGGGUGUAGGAGAUACAAGUGGUGUGUGCAGUGGCUCAGGCCUGUAAUCCCAGUACUUUGGAAAGCCGUGGUGGGAGGAAUGCUGGACAGCAUGGUGAAACCCCGUCUCCAGCCCCGUAAAAAUACAAAAGUUAGCAAGACGUGGUGGCAUGUGCCUGUACUCGUAGCUACUCAGGAGGCUGAGGUGGGAGGAUCGCUUGAUGAGGUUGAGGCUGCAGUGAGCUGUGAUCAACUACACUCCAAAAACCCUGUCUAAAAAAAACAAAAGCUGCCAGUGGCUUUGGGGCACUGACCUUGUGUCCCCAGAGGCGCUGAUGCUAACAUUUGAGUUGGUUCUCAGGGAUCCUGUGGCUUCCGUCGGAAUGAGGGCAGGGGACACGCAGGUCUGGGAGGGUGGUGUGGGCCUGGAGCUAGGCAUUGCCAGAUCAGCAUUGGGUGCAAGCAGGGGUGGGGAUGCCACAUAGGAUAGGAUGCCUAGAGCGGGCUGUGUCUCCAGGGUGAUGGGCAGAGGGCGAGGCAGGAAUUCGCUGGAAAUUGAGAUUGUGCGGUACAGUUUGGGGAUGAGAUGCCCCAACCUGAACUGACCGUCAUCUCUGUGGCCAGUGUCCCCACACAACCCUCACCCUGGCUGUGAGAAUCCGGUGGCAGGCACCUUGAUGCAUGUUUUUUCUGUGCCCUG
This is a messenger RNA of Piliocolobus tephrosceles (Ugandan red Colobus), 3393 nucleotides long. RefSeq names its product chitinase domain containing 1 (gene CHID1). Bases 243 to 1424 code for a protein of 393 amino acids. The record is from RefSeq and is a predicted model, not a curated record. Lineage: Eukaryota; Metazoa; Chordata; Mammalia; Primates; Cercopithecidae. Gene Ontology annotation, cellular component: endomembrane system. The transcript is spliced from 14 exons. Gene Ontology annotation, biological process: carbohydrate metabolic process. Gene Ontology annotation, molecular function: chitin binding; oligosaccharide binding.